AUGUCGUCGCAGCUCCAGGCGUUCUCCUCUCCCUCCGUGUCCUCCAGUGCCUACUCUCGCUCAAAGAGGCUCAAAGUGGAGAACCCCUCCUGGGAAGCGUCGAACCAGCAGGGAGAUAAUGGUUACUACCAGCAGAGCCCGUCCCAGGCAGCCGCGCCCUCCACUACUGACUCCAACUUCAACCAUGUGUACAGCUCCAACCAGGCGCAGCCGCCCACUGCCGGCUCCAGGGAGCAGACGGUGGUGCGGGCGGCAGACAGCACGGGCAGCCUCCGCGGACCUCCGUCCUCCUCGUCCUCCACCGCCUCCUCCUCCGGCCGGCGCGUGAAGGACGCGGAGUCCUCCUCCCACCCGUGUGACCUCUACCACAAGCAGUACAGCCUGAAGAGGAAGAGCGAGGAGGUGGACAGCAGCGACAGCGUCCAGAUCCUGGAGGAGCUCUCCGCCCCCGUGGUCUCAAACCGCGCGGCCGGUGGAGGGGGGACCACCACGGCUCAGUCCAUAGCACACUCGACUUCUACAACCAAGAGCAGCAACUCCCACAGCGAGGGCGACUACCAGCUGGUGCAGCAUGAGAUCCUGUGCUCCAUGUCCAACAGCUACGAGGUGCUCGAGUUCCUGGGACGGGGGACGUUUGGUCAGGUGGCAAAAUGCUGGAAGAGGGGAACCAAUGAGAUAGUGGCAAUUAAAAUUCUGAAGAACCACCCCUCUUAUGCCCGGCAAGGUCAAAUUGAGGUGAGCAUCCUCAGCAGGCUGAGCACGGAGAACGCCGACGAGUUCAACUUCGUGCGCUCCUACGAGUGUUUCCAGCACAAGAACCACACGUGCCUCGUGUUCGAGAUGCUGGAGCAGAACCUCUACGACUUCCUGAAGCACAGCAAGUUCAGCCCCCUGAUGCUCAAGUGCAUACGGCCCAUCCUGCAGCAGGUGGCCACGGCGCUGAUGAAGCUGAAGAGCCUGGGCCUGAUCCACGCCGACCUGAAGCCCGAAAACAUCAUGCUGGUGGAUCCUCUGCGGCAGCCGUACAGAGUGAAGGUCAUCGACUUCGGCUCGGCCAGCCACGUGUCCAAGGCGGUUUGUUCCACCUACCUGCAGUCGCGGUACUACAGAGCUCCAGAGAUCAUUCUGGGCCUUCCUUUCUGUGAAGCCAUCGACAUGUGGUCUCUGGGAUGUGUCAUCGCUGAGCUGUUCCUGGGAUGGCCUCUUUAUCCCGGGGCCUCCGAGUACGAUCAGAUUCGUUACAUUUCCCAGACUCAGGGCCUUCCUGCAGAGUACCUGCUGAGUGCAGGAACAAAGACCAGCCGCUUCUUCAACAGGGGGCCCGACUCGAGCUACCCCCUCUGGAGACUCAAAACGUCUUCAGAGCACGAGGCGGAAAUGGGCAUCAAGUCAAAGGAGGCGAGAAAAUACAUCUUCAACUGUCUCGACGAUAUGAUGCAGGUGAACAUGACAACCCUGGAGGGCACGGAUAUUUUAGCCGAGAAAGCCGACAGGCGAGAGUUCAUCGACCUGCUGAAGAAGAUGCUGACGCUCGACGCGGACAAACGAAUCACGCCCAUGAAGACGCUGAACCACCCGUUCGUUACCAUGACGCACCUGCUGCACUUCCCUCACAGCUCGCAUGUGAAGUCCUGCUUCCAGAAUAUGGAUAUAUGUAAACGCAGAUGCAGCGCCUUUGAGAACGGGAAAAACAUGUUCGCCAGCAACAACACCCCGAGUGCAGCCACCAACCUCACGGUCACCUUCAGCAGCCAACUCAACCAGCACAAUCAGAUGGCGUCGACGGGAGGCCAGUCCCUGUCCCUCAGCAGUAACGUCCCUCUGCUGAACUACCAGCCCGGCCUCUACCAGCAGGCCACCAUAAACAUCCCGGGCCUGACCCAGCAGGGCGUCCCGCUGCAGACCAGACCCACGCAGCUCUGCACCCAGACCGAGCCUUUCCAGCAAACACUCAUAGUGUGUCCCCCAACCAUCCAGGGUCUUCAAACAUCCAGUAAGCCGUCUGGUUACCCAGUGAGGAUGGAAAACUCAGUUCCUUUAGUUCCUCAGAACCAGUCCUCCCAGUCUCUUCACAUCCAGCCCGGCAUGCUGACACAGCAGGGCUGGCCAGCUGGCACACAGCAGAUCCUCAUCCCUUCCACAUGGCAGCAGAUGCCUGGCAUGGCGAUCCACAACCCGGGGCAGGCUGUGGUGCCCGAAUCACCCAUGGGUGCUCCGAUUUCUGACAGCCAACAAGCUUCAGGCUGGAGGGGUCGUCAUGGAAACCAGUACGAUGCAGUCAGUCAGCAGGACUCUGGGGUCGGCCGUCACGCUGCCUCACAGAACCACAACUCAGGAGCCGCUCCCACAAGAGCCCAGCAGGGGAAGAGGUCAAAGGCUCGACACGCAGAGAGCAGAGCCAGGCCUGUGUCAUCCACUGUGGUCCACAACACGUCUGCUUAUGCUGGUGAUCAGUCUCAGCCCAUCGUCAUCUCCGACACGCCCAGUCCUGCUGUCAGCAUCAUCACCAUCCACAGCGACUCAGAGGACGAAGAUGACAGGAAGUUCCCCGCUGCCUGCUCUGGAACAAGCCAGAGGCCAAACGUGAUCAGCUGUGUGACCGUACACGACUCUCACGACUCAGACUCCUCCACCAGCAGCCCCCUGAGCCCGAAGACCACCUCACAGCCCGCCAAGUCUCUGGCUGUCAUCAUGCCCUCUGUGAAGAGCCAGCCGGUGGAGAGCACAACGCACAAAGCGCCGGCAGCUCCAGGUCCUCAGUCCACAGCGGCGGAUCAACCUACAAGCGGCUCUGGAAAGUCCAAGAAGGGGUCAGGUCAGCAGUCCAGUCGGUCGGGAGAGUCCAGCACUGAUCGGCAACAACGAGCCGCAUCCAGCCGGUCUCAGCCUCUGAACCUCAGUCAGGUACAGCAGUCUGUACUGUCAUCAUCCAACGACCAAACAGGAAGCGUCAGUUCCCUGAGGCGUCAGCCCACAUACCCGCCUCCCGUCUCCUCGCACUCAUCCUACCGACUUCACGAGAACCCUCUCUUCACCUCGACCCCCAACCUGUACGCCUACCCGGCCUCGGCGGCGCUGGCGUCUGUGUCCCAGGCGGUGGAUCAGAUGCAGGGCGUGUCGUCGCGUCACAACAGGGCAGGCGGGGCGUACUCCUCUCUGGCUCUGCUGCAGAAGAGCGGCAGCCUGGCCCUGGGAGGGUCUGCUGCGGGACAGUACGGAAACCCCCAACAACAACAACAGCAACAGCAGCAGCAGCAGCAGACGAUGCCGCUGGGAGGGACACCUUUCCAUCACUCCAGUGCUUCUUACACGCGGAAACUGAACCAGUAUCCCUACCUGUGAUGAACUGACCUGAAGCUCUGCAUGAAGACCAAAUGGAGACCGACACUAGAGAGGAGCACAAGCUCACGAGGACUGACUGUGGUUAGACUUCUUUUUCCUUCUCUUUUCCUUACCGAUCAUGUCUUAUUCCUCUGGUUACACAGAAUGUCAUCAUCAAUUUGAAUAUUUAUCAAAUGUUCUAAUUUAUAGAAAAGUCUGAUUUAAUUAGGGCUGCACGGCGGUCCACAGCGAGAAGGUUCCUGGUUUGAAUCCCUGUCGGACUGGAGCCUCUCUGUGUGGAGUUUUGCAUGUUCUCCCCGUCCAUGUGUGGGUUUACCUCGGGGUACUCGGGCAUCCUCCCACCGUCCAAAGACAUGCUCGAUAGGUUCAUUUGUGACUAAAUUGCCCGUAAGUGUGAAUGUGAGUGUGGCUGGUUGUCUCUAUAUGUCAACCCUGGGAUUGACUUGCGACCCCGCCUCUCGCCCAAUCACAGCUAGCCCCUCGCGACCCUCAAACAGGAAGCUGUAUAGAUAGUGGAUGGAUGGAUGGAGUUAAUUACAGCUUGUUCAAAAGCAACAAUCACUGCAGUCUGUUAAUAACAGUUACACAUUCCCUCUUUUUUUUUUUUUUGCUCGGUUUUCCAAUUCAUUACAUUUUGAAAAGACACAACAAGUAUGCAGUUAGAAAGCUGACCUUCUGCUUUGUUUCUGGGUACUUACUUCAAAUAACAUGAGCAGAAACGGCAGCCAUCUUUAAUUACAUUCCCUACAUUUCUGGGAAAACAAACUUAAAGCAGUAAAUUCUACGUCUUACAGACUGCAGUGUUCAUUUUUUAACAUUUUAAAGCCUAAGUUUUUAUUUGACACAUGUUGGUGAACUGGAAACUGCUGCUCUUUGUUUAAGGUAAAAUCAUAAUCAUGACUUUUAUUAUGAGUAUCAAAAUCAUUUAAAGUUGCUUUUACAUUCUCACAAUCGCCUUACUUAUUUGUAGUAAUAACGUCUUUUAUUUGAACCUUUAAUACGUAAGGAUGUGGUGAUACUAUGGAUCAUGUUGUGUGUUUUUAUUUGAAUGUACCUUCUGUGUGUGUGUGUGUGUGUGUGUGUGUGUGUGUGUUUUAUCUGUAAUGGAAACAAUGAUGAAGGUGAGCUAUGUACUGUACUGUAUAAUGACGUGUCACUGUGUCCUUCAAAUGUUUUCCAUGUCGAUUCUUUUUUUACGUUUUGGAUUAUAUUUAUAUGUUGUGUAUGGUGAAGAUUAGGGUGUUGUAUUUAGAGAGGAUCGCUGUUUUGGGUUUUUUUUUACACUUCAAAGUAGUUCUUAAGGUUGCAUGUGUCUGACACGGAGUAGCAUUCAGGACAACGUCAUAAACCGGGGCUUCGCUUAUUUUCAGUGUCGCUUUGCAGAAAAAAAAAUGUUACAAUUGACUUGAAGACGGACACGUUAAAGAUUUGGAGGAAAAAGUGAAAUAAGCUUUUGUCUUGUGAAGUGAUGUUUGUGAAGUGCACAUAAAAAUCUGAUUGGAUUUCAGGCUACCAUCAAACUCAGAGCCGUUUAGGUUGCAACUCACAGUGAUGUGUUUUGAUUUGUGAUUAAAUAAAACCUGACAAAUAUAAUUUAUUGAAAAAAAAAAAAAGAAAUUGAUGUUCAGUAUGUAACCGCUUCUAAAAUCAUUGGUUUCAGUGAUAUGAUGGUUGUUUUUACAAUCCUGCUGUGUUGUGAAGUGCUACAUUACAUGGGACACACACAAUGAACCUUAACCCUUAAACACGCAAUAAAAUCUUCUCCAAACAGAAA
This is a messenger RNA of Labrus mixtus (cuckoo wrasse), 5116 nucleotides long. It is a transcript of the gene hipk1a, whose product is annotated as homeodomain interacting protein kinase 1a. Gene Ontology annotation, cellular component: nucleus; cytoplasm; PML body. Bases 1 to 3342 code for a protein of 1113 amino acids. Gene Ontology annotation, biological process: intrinsic apoptotic signaling pathway in response to DNA damage by p53 class mediator; peptidyl-serine phosphorylation; smoothened signaling pathway. Lineage: Eukaryota; Metazoa; Chordata; Actinopteri; Labriformes; Labridae. The record is from RefSeq and is a predicted model, not a curated record. Gene Ontology annotation, molecular function: protein serine/threonine kinase activity; ATP binding; protein tyrosine kinase activity. The transcript is spliced from 15 exons.